CGUCAUCAACUGCGACUGUUUUUGUUGCUCAUGCUUGUCAUUAGGGAAGAACAAUGUGCAUGCUGGACGUUUAUCUAACUUAAUAUAUAAUGUAAAAAAAAAACAAAAAACUCCUGUCUUUUCAUUUGGAUUUAACUUUAACGCGUCGAUUUGAUCCCUCGUUUCUUCACUUGAGUUGAACUUGUGAUGAAGUAAACACUAUUUCUCAUAUUUGUUCAACUGUAUGAGAUCCAAAAGCUUUAUAAGAGUCUUUCAUUACUAGUUCAGCCUGUAAUGUUACAGAGAGUACGAUACGUCUUUAUCUACAAUGAGAUCAUUAAGGAUUUGCCACUGAAUAAAGAAAUGACUCCUAUUGCCACUUCAUCUUCUCCAUUUUGUGUCUCUUGCUGGUGAUCAUUUUGCUACACACAUGAACAUGGAUGCACACCAUUUAAACCUGCCGGCUGUGUUUACGGAUUUACGGUCUGGAGUCCUGCCUGCUUUGAGCACUGAGGAACUUGCAAGACAGAUUUCAUCAGCCAUGAAGCGUUCUUUACACGUUUUACUACAAUCUCCACAGAAUAUGACAAAUGAAGACACAGAGAUGACUUGCAUGUUCCUUACACUGACUGACAAUAUCAUCUCCAAGCUGUCUUCAGUAAAUCUUCCACGAACUGUCAGAGAGUAUUGUGAUGACGUCACAAAGAGACUCUUUGGGGCCUUUAAUAUGACAGCUGACCUUGUGUGUCUAAUGAACAUCCAGGACAGGAUGCUGGCUCAUUUAGCUGCCAAAUGCAUUGUUUCUUUUAUCAUAUAUGAUAUUGAAUAUAAUAUUAGUAGCAACUCUGUUUGGAAGAUCUCCUUCAGAGAAACAUUUCAGAGUUUGGAUUCAAGCUGCGCCUUGGACACACACCUGUGGGCACUGACACAAGUGAUUAAGAAGAUACUGAAGUUAGACUGUGUCAACAAACGAGAAAUUCUGAUGAAACUUCUUGCUGAUUUUGAGUCAUCCCUCACUUCCUUAUAUCCAAAGCUGCUCUUACAAGACAAUCCUGAAAUCACAUAUGUGGCAGAAAAUAACAGAAACUCUGUGGAUUUAGAAAUCAGUGUAUGUGCACUGCUGGAUCUUGUCGAAGUUCUCAAUGCUGCAAGGAUAUGGCAUGGCCUCUGCUCUUCUGUUCAGAGACUGGUGUUUCUCCAGACUCCAGCUCUCCUCCAUCUGACGCUGACCAACAUGAAGGAGUUUGUAAAGAAGCGAGCGCUGCUUUUGCUGAAGCGGAUUCUCGUUAAGAGCGCAGGGGAGGAAUGGGGUUUUGGGGAAAAUUAUUCAAAAGAGCUUGAUGAGGAAUAUGCCACUGAUUUGCUGGUGAUGGCUGAUGCCGUGCUUCGGGAAGUAGAAGCUGGUUGGCUCCGGAAGUUCCGUGUCAACUCUCGGGCGAGUUUCUUCGGUGGGAGCAAGAGUAAUGCUUCGGAUGGAGAGAUUAAAGAUGCUGUGAUGCUCAGGGCUGUAAGCCUGAUUAUGAUCAAGUGUCUGGAGAUUAAAACUCGGCAUGUUUCUGCACAAGGAGCCGAACUUGCCCUUGAUGUUCAGCCUUUUCUAAUGGAACUGCUGGUUUUUCUCCAGCAGCAGGUGCUUCAGGUCAAAGCAGUCAAACAUCCCUGCUCUUGGAUCUUGGUAGUGUUUGCGGAUCAGGAUGACGACCUGAUAGAAUCAGCCAAGGUUUUAAUGACCUUGUAUUUACAUCAGGAAAGUUUGAGUUCCUCAGAACCGGCAGCAUGUGAGUGGGGAUGUAACCCUCAUUGUCACUUUACUCUCCUACUCCGAAGUCUCUCUUUCGACCACACCGUCCUCCUGGACUUCCUUAUUUCUAAUGAAACCUGCUUCUUGGAGUACUGCGUCCUCUACCUGAAGAAUUUACGUGACCACUGGCAAGAUUUCUGUAAUGCGUGCUGUCGUAUUGAAAACUCGGAGUCGGAGACACACCCACUUUUUUCUGAAGCGUCAUUAACAUCACCUUCUCAGUCAAAGGUUGCUGGAUUCAGGCCAAGCCUGGUUGAUUAUGAGAGCUCAGAGGAUUCUGAGAAUGAAGACAGAAGUGUGUCAAACCUCCAGAUGAGAAGGAAUGCUGAGGAACCAGUAGCAGAGAUCGACACGAGAAAAGCCGGAGAAAGGGCUGGGUCUAGAUCGGCAGAUACAGUGGAGAAAAUAAGCACUGUCUCUUCUGAGGGUCUGAGGGGAAACGUCAUGAUGUGCCUUAGUGAGUUAAGGACUGUUAUCAGCAGACUUCACAGCAGGGGGCUAUUCCCAUACAACCCUAGUUGUCUUGUUAAAUUGCUGCUGGCUAUUGAGACUAAAGGUCAAUUGGAAAACCCAACAGCACCACAACUUAAAUAAUUUAACUGUGUUAAUGAUGAACAUUAUCCUUAGAGAAGAUGAGCUUCCUCUAUCAACACCCUAGUAAGUAAUGCAAAUUGUAUUAUACAGUUUCUUAUUAAAAAAGAACAAACAGAAUUUUCUUGUUUGAUGUGAUGCAUUUUUUACUUAUGCACUUCAGAGCAAUAAAUAUUAAAACUGA
Messenger RNA from Tachysurus vachellii, 2555 nucleotides. It is a transcript of the gene lins1, whose product is annotated as lines homolog 1. The coding region runs from base 410 to 2374 and encodes 654 amino acids. Lineage: Eukaryota; Metazoa; Chordata; Actinopteri; Siluriformes; Bagridae. The record is from RefSeq and is a predicted model, not a curated record. The transcript is spliced from 6 exons.